AUGCAGUCUACCACAUCACACCGUUGUUAUUCGCCAUCUGCCACCAACAACACUGUUUUACAACGAUCGCCCAGCCCUCUAUCACAAAAGCAGCAGCAGCAGCAACACGCGAUGGAUAACCGUAAAAACAAACAACAGCAACAGCUAUCACAGCACCCCUCCUUACGACGACUGCAUUCGUGUUAUGAAACUGCACUCAAAGUGUUGCAUAUUCGAGCAAGUCGGCGGGUUGCUCCUCUUGCAGUUGAAAACAGCGACACUCAGGAGCAAAACGAUCGCUCAGUUACACCAGAUGCUGAUCAUCACUACAAUGCGGCAUGUCAACGUAGUAACAGCGACAAUACACCAACCAUCCUUAGAGAGCCAUCAUCUACUCCUUGUUCACCAGCUUCGUUUGCUUUGUCUCCAGCUAAGAGCAGUGGCUCUGGUAGCACCGCUCAUCACAGAUCACCGCCAGAAGCAAUGUUUUUGCAUGAAGAAAAAGAACGCCGACUGCAAAGCAACAGCAGCAGCAGCAACCAUGCCAAGCCAUCUAUGUCCACAUCAAUGUCGGCCAACGGUGUACUCAAUAAGGUGCUUACACGGACCAAAUCAACGUCAAGAAGUCUUGUAACCAUGGCAUCAUCAUCGGAGAAAUCCUCGCAGAAGAAUUACUUUACCAAGUUGCAACAGAAGCAUUUCCGUAUCUACGUCAAGGCACCUCAUUAUGUAGCAGGUGGCCAAAUAUCGGGCUCUGUGGUAGUAAACCUUCCUCAACACAGCUCACUGCUCAUGCCCGAUCCACUAGACGGAAUUGAAAGCUUUACUUUCCGGUUUGUAGGCAUCGAAGACAUUCACGAUCAAGCCAACUACAAUCCCGCUACUCAUACACACCAAUUUCUUGAAGUACCCAUCUUCCACUAUGGCCGAGAUAUUCUUGCGGCAUGCCACAAUCAUAAUGGAGCGCUCAAGAUUCCGUUCACAGUCCAACUUCCGGUAGACUUGGGCGCAAGCUAUGCAGACAAGAAGGCCUGGGUGCGCUAUCUACUGCAAACGUAA
Molecule: messenger RNA, 1038 nt
Organism: Zychaea mexicana
Lineage: Eukaryota; Fungi; Mucoromycota; Mucoromycetes; Mucorales; Lichtheimiaceae
Exons: 2
Coding region: 1-1038 (345 amino acids)
Source: RefSeq, a predicted model, not a curated record